Colletotrichum phormii is the source of this 511-nucleotide messenger RNA. RefSeq lists its product as uncharacterized. The transcript has a single exon. The coding region runs from base 59 to 331 and encodes 90 amino acids. Lineage: Eukaryota; Fungi; Ascomycota; Sordariomycetes; Glomerellales; Glomerellaceae. The record is from RefSeq and is a predicted model, not a curated record.
GUUGGUUUGGGCGACAACAUUGCUUCAACGUUGCACAUGAUCACUAUUUCCUCGAAACAUGAAUUCUUCUCAUUCGCCUUUUUUUUUUUUUUUUUUUUUUUUUUUUUUUUUUGGCGAUUCGGGGCAUCCCAUCGAUGGUCACGCGACGCAUUUUGCCUACCAUUCACCAAUACUUUCUCGGCACUCACCAGAGAGCCCCAAUGAAACCCUUCCUUUUGUGCGGGAAGCUGGUCUUGCCGUCGCGCCGUCUCAAGACAACGUCAAGAAGACCAUGUCAAGUGUCAGGCAUCUCAGUAUCCGUACCGAAAAGAGACAUAUCGAGUCCGAAUAAUGACAAAGAAUAAACAUAGAUCAUUCGAUUCAAAGCCGCGUAGCCGCGUUACCGAGAAAAAUUAAGUUUCGGUAACGGGGAGGAAAAUACUGCUGCCUAUCCGCAUCCAUACUUACACCGCAAGGAAGAAAAAAAAGGACCCAAUAACCAUCACUAUGAACCAGUGAAGAUUCCAGAAAA